AUGACGAGGGGGAACUGUGCUGCGCAACCCUCUGGCGGAUUUGCUGCUGGCCCCGCAGGAGCCUUCUGGCGGCGCCUCUGCUGCUGCUGCUGCUGCUGCUGCUGCUGCUGCUGCUGUCAACUCGUUCAACCCGUGGGCAGCAGCGCAGCGACAGCGCGAAGUCGACGAGCGGCUGCUGCUGCAGGCAGACCUGGUGAGCUGCAGCAGCAAAAACACUGCUUGUGCUGCUGCUGGUCUAGUUAA
Molecule: messenger RNA, 243 nt
Organism: Eimeria necatrix
Lineage: Eukaryota; Apicomplexa; Conoidasida; Eucoccidiorida; Eimeriidae
Source: RefSeq, a predicted model, not a curated record